Molecule: messenger RNA, 75 nt
Organism: Diatraea saccharalis (sugarcane borer)
Lineage: Eukaryota; Metazoa; Arthropoda; Insecta; Lepidoptera; Crambidae
Source: the annotation of a GenBank genome assembly
AUAAAUUUUAGUUCUAUUUUAGCUGGAAUUGUAUCGAAAACCAUUAAAAACUGUAGUUUCGUUCGGUUUCGAUCC